Cicer arietinum (chickpea) is the source of this 1054-nucleotide messenger RNA. RefSeq lists its product as uncharacterized. NCBI's taxonomy places the organism in Eukaryota, Viridiplantae, Streptophyta, Magnoliopsida, Fabales, Fabaceae. The record is from RefSeq and is a predicted model, not a curated record.
AAUUAAAAUAUUCCCAUGAAUCCGUUCCUCUCCAUUUCCCCAUAUUUUGACCAUUACUUCAUCUUUCUCCUCUCCUAUAUAUAAAUGUUUCCACCCUAUUCAUAUUAUUAUCAUCCUUGGCUAAACUUUCAAUAGUUCUUCAUAACCCUAUUUUUCGUUCAACUUGCUUCAUCAUUCCAUUGUCUCCUUUUUCUUUUCCUCUCUAUAUUUUUUUGUGAAAAAUAAAUGGAGGAAAGUGAGGUACCAAAGAGGCCUAGAGAAGCCCAAAUGGAAAAAGAUUUAGAAUUUGAAGAGUAUUCUUCUAAGAGACACAAACCAUACAACCACAUAAUCUCACUUCUUGAUUUAGAGGAAGAGGAGUCAACACAAGACCUCUCUCCUAUUAUGACAACUCUCCAACAAGAAAUCACAUGUGCCUCUAACAACAAAGACACCCUUUUGAUUUCUCAAGAUAAUCAAAAUGACCAAAAUAACCUCACUACUUUUGGUUGCAAUUUAGAUGACAAUUCUACCCUCACUUAUUUUUCUACUCCUCAUGAGUUGAAAGAAGAGGAGGAAGAUGAGAAAGUGAAAGUCAUGAGGCAUCUUCUUCAAGCCUCUGAUGAUGAACUUGGGAUUCCAAACACUACUAGUGGGGAUAAUGAUGGGUUAAUUGGUUUUUUGGGGGAAGAUGAUGGAUUUAACGGUGGAGAUGAGUUUUCUUUUUUAUGUGAUAAAUUAUGGGAACUUGAAGAUGAGAGAGCUAACUACUAUGCUUUGUUGCAAUCUGAAAUCUUCUUGUGGGGGCAUUAGGAAGUUAAAAUUGUCAUAAGAUGAAAUUUAGAAGGUAGUAACAAAGAAAGACGAUGAGGGGAAUUUUUUUUGUUGAGUUUAAUUUUUUUAUUAUUAAACUACUCUUUUGUAAAGAUUAGAGGAUGCAUCUUGUUUUCCUAUUAGGUUAAAGGCAGCAGGUAAAUCUGUGCUUGGCACAACAAUAUCUAAAGUUGACCACACUUACUAAAUUAUUGGAGACUAAAUUUUAUUUCCUCUUAUUCUAUUUAUAAAUGAGUGAUAA